AUGUCAGAUCCAUCCAGAUACAAAAAACAGAACAUGUACUCAGAACUUCCGAAAAGGCAAGAUGAAUCAACAGAGGCACUGCAAACGGUCGGAAUGAGAAUCCGAAAAGCUGUUGCUGAUGGGUACCAAGUACCACCCCCUGAGCCAGUUACAACUCCAUUUGGACCCCGUCGAACUGCGCUACCGGAUCAUUUACAAGAACCUCCUUCCUUGCUGUAUGGAGGAUCAACUGCUUCGUCGUUGAGUGAAUGGCAGAAUGAUGUUACUCUCACUAAUAAGAGAAAGUUUGAAGAUUAUGAUGACUCUAAGGAUUUUCAAGGCCCAGAUUCUGACUUUUUGACCAAGAAUAGGGAUCUACAGGGAUUCCAGCAAGUCUACGGCACUCUUCGAUUUGAUGAGGAUUUUUAG
This is a messenger RNA of Komagataella phaffii GS115, 408 nucleotides long. RefSeq lists its product as hypothetical. The transcript has a single exon. The coding region runs from base 1 to 408 and encodes 135 amino acids. The record is from RefSeq and is a predicted model, not a curated record. NCBI's taxonomy places the organism in Eukaryota, Fungi, Ascomycota, Pichiomycetes, Pichiales, Pichiaceae.